GCCUGUACUCAAAUUGCCCUAGCAGCAUGGCGUCAGAAAUCUAUUCCGUCCCCUCCCAAGGGGACCUUGUUUUCAAACAAGGGAUCUUAGCGAAUCCUCUCGUCCGGAAGAAUCUUCCCGAGGAAGCUGAUGCAGCUGCAAGGAAAAUCUCCUUCGAGGGCAGCGACAGUCCCAGCCUCCCGAUAAACUGGCGUUUCGCCGAGAGCAUUUCGGCGUUGAAGGCGUGCGAGGCGACGGUUCUCAACGUACUGCUUCAAAAGAAGUAUGGCAUUGAGCCGGCUCAGGUCAAGAUUAACACGGAUCAUGCGCAACUCUUCAUCAUGUCUACCCUUCUCUGGACACUUGACCCAGACGAAGCCAACUUAAGUCCGCUUUCCUUCAUGAGCUCCGAAGGCCGUGAACAAAUUGCCACUUUCUUCCCGGACAAGGAUGAGCAUCAGAGCUGGAGUUCUAUCUAUCGAGCCGCAGCAACCAACAUCUACAAAACCAAAGACGAAAAGUUCUUUCAUCUCCAUGGUUCCAUGAACCCCGAACCAACUCUGGAGUCUCUUGGCUUGCCAAAGGACAUGAAUACCAAAGGCAUCGAAGCAGCACUGAGCCCUUUCAUCGAAGCUGUUGGCCAACGUACAGCAGAGGAGAUGCAAGAACUAGCAGACCAAUACCGCCAGGCCGGUACCAUCUGCUGGACAACUGACGAAUAUAAGACGAGCGAGCACGGAAAGGCAAACUCCCAAGUUGGCCUUUUUGACAUUCGCCCAUUCCUCAACCCGAAGCAGCUUCCGGGCUGGUGGCCUGACGCGCCUCACACCUCGCCCGCUCGGCCCCUAGCCGGGCUGAAGGUCGUCGACCUCACCAGGGUCAUUGCCGGGCCGGCCAUAUCUCGUGGCCUAGCUGAGCUCGGGGCCAGCGUGAUGCGCAUCACGGCGCCUCACCUCACUGACAUGUCCGGCCUGCACCCCGAUCUCAACCACGGCAAAUGGAACGCAAGCCUAGACCUGCGCAACAAGGAGAACUGCGAGAAGCUGCGAGCGCUGAUCUCCGAGGCGGACGUUUUCCUGCAGGGGUACAGACCUGGCGUCUUGGACAAGUAUGGGUUUAGCGAAAAGGCCAUUAUGGAGAUGGUCCAGGACCGAGACAGGGGCAUUAUCUAUUGUGGGGAGAAUUGCUAUGGAUGGCAAGGCCCAUGGAUGCACCGGUCUGGAUGGCAACAGAUCAGUGACGCGUGUUGCGGCGUCUCAUACGAGUUUGGCCGGGCAAUGGGAAAUAACGAGCCUGUCACACCAGUGUUCCCCAACUCGGACUAUUGUACCGGUGUAUGUGGAGUGGCGGGGAUCAUGUCAGCACUCCUUCGCAGGGCCGAGCACGGCGGGUCAUAUGCGGUAGACGUUUCUCUCAAUUAUUACUCCCAAUGGCUGGUCAACAGUGUCGGCACAUAUCCUGCGGACGUCUGGGCUGAUGUAUGGAAACGCAACGGCGCGCCGGUCUUCCGUCACUAUCACAACAUGCAAUACCUCCUCCCUCGAGUGCUCAGUGGACUUUAUAAGAGCAGCCAUGACGUCUUGUUUAAACCUGAGUUUUUCCAUCAAUAUCACGUUAAGGUGUUGGACAAGGAAAUGCGUAUCGUUGCACCGAUCUUGCGCUUCCCGAACGGCGAGGUACAGCCCCGUUUCGAUGUGGGAACCAGAACCAAUGGGGUUGAUCAACCGCGAUGGCCUACAGAUUUAACUGUUGAGGUGGUGGAAUAGCGCAAGGGUGAACCUGAUUGUCGGGAAGCACUACUCUGACGACGUGGUUUUUAUAGGUGCCAUCGGCUCCCAUUAUUUCCAUCUUUAGCGCCCCUCAUUCAUGCACC
Molecule: messenger RNA, 1852 nt
Organism: Diaporthe batatas
Lineage: Eukaryota; Fungi; Ascomycota; Sordariomycetes; Diaporthales; Diaporthaceae
Exons: 6
Coding region: 27-1745 (572 amino acids)
Molecular function (GO): catalytic activity
Source: RefSeq, a predicted model, not a curated record